AGGUCACAGUGACAAAAAUAGUAUUUGCUCAACGGCUGCCACUACAACGGACAGCCCAUAUGGGGGGCAUGCAUGUUUUACAAACAGCCCUUGUUAAAUUUCCUUUUGUCAUUGCAGGGGAAAAUGAUAUUAUACUGCUUGGUGACUUUAACCUGUCUCCAGUUACUAAAGAUUUUGACGAUCUUCGAAAUCAAGGCUAUCACAAUUGUAUUGCCGACGGUGUCUUCACAAACAUAAGCGACGCCAACAAAAAAGGCAGCAAGACAUACGAUAACAUCUGGAUAUCUAAACAGACAAAACAAGUGUUCACUGGUCAAUGUGACGUCGUGAGAGAGGGACUGUCCAGUCCCUGGAUCCCCAAGGGCUGGACGUGGGGCGGGGUCGUGAGUGACCACUGUCCAGUGUGGGCCCAGUUCUAAACGGGCCGUGACCUUGACACUGGAGACUUGAAGAUCGGACCAGAGGCCAUUAAAUUUGCACUGA
Messenger RNA from Dreissena polymorpha, 483 nucleotides. Its product is annotated as endonuclease/exonuclease/phosphatase family domain-containing protein 1-like. The record is from RefSeq and is a predicted model, not a curated record. The transcript is spliced from 3 exons. Lineage: Eukaryota; Metazoa; Mollusca; Bivalvia; Myida; Dreissenidae. Bases 60 to 419 code for a protein of 119 amino acids.